Molecule: messenger RNA, 5034 nt
Organism: Fusarium oxysporum Fo47
Lineage: Eukaryota; Fungi; Ascomycota; Sordariomycetes; Hypocreales; Nectriaceae
Exons: 9
Coding region: 1-5034 (1677 amino acids)
Biological process (GO): transmembrane transport; regulation of DNA-templated transcription
Cellular component (GO): membrane
Molecular function (GO): zinc ion binding; transmembrane transporter activity; DNA-binding transcription factor activity, RNA polymerase II-specific
Source: RefSeq, a predicted model, not a curated record
AUGCGGCAGUCUUUUGGAGUCGUUAUGGCUUUGCUAUCCUCGCCAUCUCUCGCAUCGUCUCUUUCGGAACUAUGCACCCUCUCGAACCUGAAAGCUGCGCUGCCCUCCAAUGGAACCCUUCUGGGAAUCGAUAUGAUCCCAUCUACUAUCACAGUUUCCACGGCGGUUUAUAACGCCAGUGCCGGUAUGGGAGGUGGACCAAUGAGGCGAGAUACCGAUACUUACAACUACUGUAACGUCACUGUCGCGUACACCCACGGCACCAAGGGUGACACAGUCAACCUCAAGUAUGCCUUUCCUGAUCCCGAAAACUUCAAGAACCGGUUCUAUGUUGCGGGUGGAGGUGGUUACUCUCUCAACACUGAUACUACUGGCGGCCUCAAGUAUGGAGCUGCCGCAGGAGCCACUGAUGGUGGAUACGAUGCCUUCAACUACAGUCUCGAUGAGAAGUUCCUUCUCGGCAACGGUUCCAUCAACUGGGAUGCGACAUACAUGUUCUCUUAUCAAGCACUCGGAGAGAUGACCCAGAUCGGAAAGUAUAUCACCAAGGACCUUUAUGACAUGUCAAAGUCGAGUAAGGUCUAUACCUACUACGAGGGCUGCUCGGAUGGCGGACGAGAGGGAAUGAGCCAGGUUCAACGAUGGGGUAACGAGUAUGACGGUGUCAUCGCUGGAGCUCCUGCAUUUCGCUUCGCGCAGCAACAAGUCUUGCACGUCUACCCUGCCGCCGUUGAGCAAACACUUGACUACUACCCCCCUCCUUGUGAGCUCAAGAAGAUCAUCAACGCCACUAUUGAGGCCUGCGAUGAUCUCGAUGGAAGGAAAGAUGGCGUCAUCUCCCGAACGGAUCUUUGCAAGAUUCACUUCAACCUCAAGUCACUCAUUGGCAAGGAGUACUACUGUGCAGCUGAGACCAGUUCUUCACUUGGCUUUGGGUUCAGCAAGAGACAGGCUCCCGGUAGCCAGAUGAGCAAUGCCCCAGAACAGAAUGGUACUAUUACUGCUGAGGGUAUUGCCGUUGCUCGAGCUAUUUACGAUGGUGUCUUUAAUAGCAAGGACGAAAGAGCGUAUCUGUCUUGGCAGAUUGGCUCUGAACUAUCUGAUGGUGAGCCUACCUACGACAACGAAACCGACAAGUGGACUCUAAACAUCCCCUCUACUGGUGGCAUGUACGUUGCAAAGUUCAUUGAGCUUCUGGACCUUGAUAACCUUGAGAACCUUAACAAUGUCACGUAUGACACCCUGGUAGACUGGAUGAACACUGGUAUGGUCCGCUACUACGACAGUUUACAAACUACUCAUCCUGAUCUCACAACCUUUAAGGAAGCUGGUGGCAAGCUCCUCCACUACCAUGGCGAAUCAGAUCCCAGCAUCCCAGCAGGUUCUUCCGUCCACUACUGGCAGUCUGUUCGAUCCAUCAUGUAUCCAAAACUGUCCGAUGAGAAGGCACAAAAGGCUCUUUCUGAAUGGUACCAGUUCUAUCUCGUGCCUGGAGCUGCUCACUGCGGCACAAAUUCUCUGCAGCCGGGCCCUUAUCCUCAGAACAACAUGAACAUUAUGAUCGACUGGGUUGAGAAUGGUAAGCAGCCAUCGAGACUCAAUGCUACUGUUUCUUCAGGCGACUAUAAAGGAGAGACACAGAUGUUGUGCCAAUGGCCCAAGCGACCUCUUUGGAAGAACGAUAAGAGCUUUGCGUGUGUUGAUGACGAGAAGUCAAUCGAGAGUUGGACAUACAGCUUCAAUGCUUUCAAGAUCCCUGCGAUUGACACAACCCUCAAUCUCACAUGGGUUCUCCAAGCCCGAGCCCCGAGGACCCAACGGUCACGAGGCGGAUGUCAGACGUGUCGGGUGAAAAAGGUCAAGUGCGACGAGACGCGACCGAUUUGCCGACGAUGCAUCCGCUUGGAAUUGACUUGCGACUAUACGCGCCUCCCACGCAAGAAGUACACCAGGCGCGUUAUCGCUUCUCCUGUUGUAUCGUCUCCUGCAAACUUGACUGCCAGCGCAGAUGCGGCUUCAACGCCUAGCACCAGUUUCACAGCCCCUGGCGAUCAUCCAUAUUCUGGAGAGGCUUACUGCGAAGGCUUUGGGGUAGGACCGUUAUCCGAUGCUCAGAGUGCAGAUAUCAGUUUACCGCCACUCGGUAGCAUUGCCGACGACGGCCUUGCGCUUGAACUCUCACCUGACUGUGCCGCUAUCUUGUUCCCUUCCGAUCACUCGGCAAUCCACUUCUUCCGAUUUGUCCUUCCAGGGAUGGUUGGUACGCGGAUAUCGAUGCACAGCGGCCCUGGUCUGGUCUGGAAGUUGGCUCAGCAGAGCCCCAUGGUCCUUCAUAUGGUAUGCGCAGUCAGUGGCCAGUCCUGGUCUGAGAAGACAACUGGUUCUGAGUCAGAUGCUGAGUUCAGACGACUGAGAGCUAUCCAGCACUAUAGAGAUGGUUUGCAGAUGCUCGCUGCGGCUACGCAGAUCCCUAGCGAGAUCACGUAUCUGCCACCUGUUCUAGCUACCUUGUGGCUCAUGCUCUUGUAUGAACUCAAGUUUGGCGAUGGUUGCGGUAUUGGCUUUGAUGCACAUCUACGAGGCGCCACUUCUAUAUUACUGGGUCGAUCGCAACUUGCCAGUAGCGAAAGUAGUGAGCACCAUGUGUCACAUAUUAUUGAAGCUGAGAGCUUUUGCUCUGUUUCCUGCAAGAUACUCAUAUGGCUCUCGCACGCUGAUGGAGGUGCUGUUUUGAAUGGCUUUGGCGGGGCUUUCAAUAACCUUCUGGGAGACUCUUCACGUGGCAUGUCUGAGAGUGAAGCGCAGGAUCGCUUGGAACGGGUCAGACGACUGCAAAAGCGAUCUGUUCUUGCCAACUAUGACUUGUGGGGAAGGUCGUAUCCCCAGACAGAGCUGUUGGAGGACCUGCAGUGUAGUGACCUAUCAUGCUUCGAUGCCGAGUCCGCUCAGCUGAAGUUUAUGGUUGGUGCCCUAGCUGCAGCUGAGUAUCGAGAUAAUGUCCCCCACGGUUCGUGGGGACAAUCUGUCGCAGGUGCCAUCCGCAACGUCAGAUCUAGAUAUGGAGAGUUGAUAAGCGUGGCUAACCGCCUCGAACUACCCGAUGAUGGACCCCAUAGACGGUUCGUGAUGGAAAUGCAAUCGGUCGUUUCCUGCUUUCACGCGAUUUUUGUCUGCUUUCUCCGCAUUACUCGCGGACAAGAACCAAUGGCACCAGAGCAACGCGAGGCCAUGAAAGAGAUCAUGUCGCUAGCCUUCAAGGUUUAUCGAGACCAGGGAGAGGCAGGUCUAGCCCGGCUAGGUUGGCCAUUAUUCGUGGUGGCGAUCGAGUCAGACGAUAUACUGCAUAGAUCUUGGGUACUGGAGCGGUUUAGCGAGCUUGCAUCCCAUGGGGAGAACUAUCGGCAAGCUUAUCAAGCUAUACGGGUCGCUGUAGCAGACCUCUACUUUCACCUGCACUUUGUCUUUAAUCUAACAAUACUCCAAAUCGCCAGCAUCAUGUGGUCACCAACCGGUAUCAUUGGGCCUUUUCAGCCCAAAUCGAGUCGACUUACAGUCAUGCUCCUCGUUGCAAGCGCGGCGGUCUACGCAACGACUGCCGGUUACGACUCGGCGCUCAUGAGCGGAAUCAACAUCAUACCCUCCUACACCGAGUUUCUAAACCUCAACACUACUACCCGUGCCUUGAACGUGUCUGCAAACUUCAUUGGAUGGGGCAUUGCAUCCCUGACCAUGGGUCCCGUCGUCAACGCGAUUGGUCGCAAGAACUCCAUUUUGGUGGCUCUCUUGACCAAGCUUUUCAGCAUUGGAUUGGUUGCUGGCUCCCAAAACUUUGCCAUGUUUAUUUCUGGUCGAAUCAUUCUGGGUGUGGCUUCUGGACUUUCAAGCAUUGCCGGUUCAACUUGGCUCGCGGAGACUCUUCCACCCAAGAUUCGCGGACUCGGUCUAAGCAUUACCUUCUCCGUCUACUACGUUGGUGCCUUGAUUUCCGCAGGCAUUACCUAUCGUACUGCCGAAAUCUCUGGAGAGUGGUCCUGGCGUCUUCCUAUUCUUUUACAGAGCAUGUUCUCCUUGAUCUGCAUCUUCUGCCUCUUCCUGACUCCCGAAUCGCCUCGAUGGCUUUCCCAUCAAGACAUGUUGGAGGAAUCUCUCCAAGUCAUAGCGUCAAUUUCUGCCAAUGGAGAUCAGUCAAACCAGGAAGUUCGUGAACAAUAUCAAGGCAUGAUCGAUAGCAGAGAAAGGGAGCGAUCCGAAGGCAAGACAGCAUCAUAUACUGAGCUUUUCACGACUCGUUCUGCUCGGAGGCGACUCAUGCUUGCAGUUUCAGUAGCCGUCAUCGUCAUGGCAAGCGGAAAUAAUAUUGCAUCCUUUUUCCUUGGCGACAUGCUCACAAACGCUGGUAUCACCAAUAGAACUACGCAGCUACAAAUCAAUAUCGUAUUGCAAUCUUGGUGUCUUGCCUGUGCUAUGUUAGGGACGUUUCUUAUGGAUAGAGCUGGUCGAAAGACGCUCUGUCUCUCUGCCUGCGUCGGAAUGGCCAUCUUGAUGUUUGUUAUUGCUGCACUGACAAAGACUUUCAGCACUAGCCAAGACCUCGCUGGGAUCUAUGGGACUGUCGCUUGUAUCUUCCUCUUUAUGGGUGCAUACAGUGUUGGCAUCACUCCUAUUACGCAACUGUACCCUCCUGAAGUUCUUAGCUACUCUAUCCGUACUAACGGAAUGGCUAUAUGGGCUGGAACGAUUGCGAUAUUCGCUAGAUACAGCAUUGGAACCACCCUUGUGUUCCCCAUUGCGCUUGAGGCUAUCUCCUGGCGCCUCUACUUUAUAAUCGGAGCAUGGGAUGUUCUAGAGACCAUCUUUGUUGCUGUGUUUUGGGUUGAAACAAAAGGACUGUCUCUCGAGGAGAUUGAUGAGUUGUUUGAAGGGGUAGUUUACAACGGUCAUGGAGCUUCUGAGGUUCUUGAAGAUGGGAUUAUGACUAAAGAUCAAGAUGGAAAGGAUCGAUCUGUCUCUAUUGCACGCUCGGCCACGGAGUAG